AUGAAAAGUCCCCCGGAGAGUUGCCCUCGCCACGACAACGGCAUCUACAGGCGAAUCGGCGGCUGCGCGGGCGGUGAUCGAGAGGCCCCGGCGGGUGCGCACCGCCCGCCGCGCCCUCUGCGCCUUGAGCUGUGCCCCGCGCGUCUCUCGCCCCGCCGCACCCCGCUUGCCACCAACGCCCCGCACGCCGCGCGCGCCUCCCUCACAUACUAG
This is a messenger RNA of Arctia plantaginis, 213 nucleotides long. NCBI's taxonomy places the organism in Eukaryota, Metazoa, Arthropoda, Insecta, Lepidoptera, Erebidae. The record is from the annotation of a GenBank genome assembly.